ACUAGUAGUUAAAUCGUGACACAGAUAUAAGUUAAAAUCCUCCAAUGAUACUUUCUGUUAAUCUUCUUUUACUUGUUACCAUUCUAUUAUUCUUACGUACUGACUGAUAAAUACUUAAAUAUUCUCUAUGUUCAGUUUUUCAUAGUUUUAUAUAAUAUGUCCAGAUUCAAUUAUGAAAUACUAGCAAACGGUAUUUUAGUAGAGUAUUAACUGCAUUGCUUUUUUCAUAAACUCACAAAAUUGUCUGACACAAACUAAACAAGCUUUUGUCUACUACCUGAUCGAUCAGAACUAGGGCGUUUCCCUUCUCAGAUGGGGACAACUAAAAGUUAAUUCUGCAGCAAACACCAAAAUCUCUUUGAUAUGUCAGCUGAUUCACAAGGUUCACUUAUUUGUCUCUCAGAGUUGCAAACCCUGCUUUGUUAACCCCGUCUAACGUUAAACUAUAAAAAAGUUUUGGUACCCAUUUUUCUCUUCCAACCUUUCUCCUUCUAAGGUACUGUUCCACUUUGUUAGGAACAAAAUGAGAACAAUGGUUGCCACUUUCUCAUAUCCAGCUUCUACCUACUUUGUUAGGUCUUGUUCCAUGAGAGAAAACUAUGACCAACUUAAGCAGCCAGUGAACACCGGCAUCAGAACUAAUGGGAGUUUUAGGUCGCCAAUUAAAGUUGAGACACUAGGCCAAAUACCUGCAACUACUUCCACCACUCUCGGUCAAGCUGUUACAAUUGAUGAAAAUUGUCUGCGCCAAAACAUCCCAACAAAGAAGAAAAUGGUUGAUCCUCAUCGUCAAGGGCUCAUCACUGAAGGUGGAGUUGGUUAUAGACAGACCAUUGUCAUUAGGUCCUAUGAAGUUGGAGCUGAUAAAACCGCCACGCUUGAGAGCAUCCUCAAUCUUCUUCAGGAAACAGCAUUAAACCAUGUUUGGAUGUCUGGGCUGCUGGGUGAUGGGUUUGGGGCGACACACGGAAUGGUGAGGAACGAUCUCAUUUGGGUUGUCUCAAGAAUGCAAGUUCUGAUUGAUUACUAUCCCAUCUGGGGAGAGGUAGUUGAAAUUGACACAUGGGUUGGAGCAUCAGGCAAGAAUGGAAUGCGGCGGGACUGGCUGAUAAGAAGCCAAGCCACAGGCCACAUUUUUGCACGUGCGACAAGCACGUGGGUGAUGAUGAAUCGCAAAACAAGACGUCUCUCCAAGAUGCCAGAAGAGGUGAGAGCAGAGGUUGCACCUUGGUUUAUAGAGAAGCAAGCAAUAAAGGAAGAUGCUCAAGAAAAAAUAGUCAAAUUGGAUAAAGAGGCUAAAUACAUGAAUUCUGAUUUGAAGCCCAAGAGAAGUGAUUUGGACAUGAACCAACAUGUUAAUAAUGUGAAGUAUGUAAGAUGGAUGCUAGAGACCAUCCCAGACCAAAUUCUGGAGGGGCACCAAUUAUCUAGUAUCACACUGGAGUACAGAAGGGAGUGUGGAAGCUCAGAUAUUGUUCAAUCAUUAUGUGAACCAGAAGAUGAUGAAAUACUUCAUGGUGUGGUAGAGCCAGAUUACUGCACAAAUCUUCUCAAUGGGUUAUCAUCAGAUAUUGUAAAUGGUAGUGGAGUGCUGACUUACCUUGAGCAGAGGCCAUUAAGGUAUACACACCUUCUACAAAUCAGAGGAGACAAACAAAACGACGAAAUUGUCAGAGGAAGGACAACAUGGAAGAGGAAGAUUGUUACAAUGCCAUUUUCCACUUAGACUUAGUAAGAUAUGUGGACUAGUAAGGGACAAAUGUUGCCAUAUACUCUUGUGUAAUCACCAAGAAAUUCUUGGUCUAAACGAAAACGGGAUAUGAUGGGAAAAGGACAACCAGGAAGUGCUUGGAGAAAAAAAAAAUACAUGUAACAAUUCUAGUUAAGUGUUAGUUGAGAUCUAAUUUGAUUUAUGAAAUCAAUAUAAAAUGUGAUUAGUUAGUUGUAGUAAAUUGUAGCUUUAUAUGAUAGGAUUCCAUAGGGCAUAAAUUAUGAUUUGAACUAAAAUAAAAAAAUGGAAGUAAAAGUGGAUCUUCUAAAAUAACGAAAGGCAUCUCCAUAUUGAAAAAGCAACAUUAGGAGUGACUUCAUCAGUAAACAUGAAACAAUGGAGGAUAACCCCACAUAAUCAUGUCAAAAGCACCCUUACAACAUUUUUUUCCUCUUAUUUUUUAAUAGCCUCCUCCAAUGUACGCAUUAUUACGUUAACACCAACAUGCUUCGGUGCAUGCAAUAUUACGUAACCAUUGAAGCAAUUCUUUAUACCCGUGAUUCAUUUUAAUCUCUGCACGAUUAAAGUAAAACGAUUUUGUGUCUCUUUUCUGAGAAAAUAGUUUUAAAUUACAUAUAUGUAUACAAAAAGAAUAAGGAUUAAGUGAAAUAU
Vigna radiata var. radiata (mung bean) is the source of this 2383-nucleotide messenger RNA. RefSeq names its product palmitoyl-acyl carrier protein thioesterase, chloroplastic. The transcript is spliced from 6 exons. The record is from RefSeq and is a predicted model, not a curated record. Gene Ontology annotation, molecular function: fatty acyl-[ACP] hydrolase activity; acyl carrier activity. Bases 524 to 1726 code for a protein of 400 amino acids. NCBI's taxonomy places the organism in Eukaryota, Viridiplantae, Streptophyta, Magnoliopsida, Fabales, Fabaceae. Gene Ontology annotation, biological process: fatty acid biosynthetic process.